Messenger RNA from Prorocentrum cordatum, 722 nucleotides. The record is from the annotation of a GenBank genome assembly. NCBI's taxonomy places the organism in Eukaryota, Dinophyceae, Prorocentrales, Prorocentraceae.
UUCCUCCCCACCGACUUCCCCCCCCCGUCCGAGCCACUUGCCUGGAGCCAUGGCCAGCCUCGCCGAGCCCGCCCAGCAGGUCGAGGUUGCUGCUGGUGCAGUCAUGAUCGACCAGGCGAUGUGCUCCAGCCACGGCGUCGAGGGCCUGCCCGCCCGCUCCGCGGAGUGGGACGACUCCCUCUUCGAGCUGACCUGUGCGGUGCAGUCUCAGGAGGGGGUACCGCCGUUCGUGGAGCAGUGCUGGAGCGGGGCGCGCCACCGCGCCAGCUGUGGCCUCAUAGCGGAGGUCCACCACGCCUGGGUCUCCGUGGACUCCGCCGUGUACCUGUGGGACUACCGCGAGCGGGAGCCGCGGGUGCAGAGCGUGCCCGCGGACGCGACGGUGAUGUGCGUGGCCGCGUGUGCUCCGCGGCGAGGGAUCUUCGACACCUCCGUGCAGCUGCUGCUCGUGGUCGCGACCAGGCUAACCGUCAGCCUCGCUGGCCUCGCCGGCCCAGGCGCCGGCGGGCGCCCCGCCGUGGGCGCGCUCGUGCCCCUCGACGGCUACUCGGCGCCCGCUGACGGCGCUCUGGGCCGGCGGUUUCCGUCGCAUCCGGCACACCCCAGACGGCCACAUCUUCCUGCUCUGCGGGGCCCCGCGGGUCUUUGAGCUGGCCUACUCCCACGAGCCUGGAUGGCUGUGCGCGAAGUGCCGCCUGGUGAGCCACGUCGCGGGCUGGUGG